AUGGACCUCAACAACGAUCCAAUUAGUGCAAAAGGAAAAAAACAAGAGAAGAUUGAAGAAAGUCUUACCGACAUCCCAUUUGUUCAAAGCUGGUCUUGUCUUACUCUGCUUACCAAGUCUCCAACUGUAACUUCAUCAAGCAGAAGACUUGAAGGACACACUUGGUCCUCUGUUUCAGAGAAGUUGGAACCCACUAAAGAUUGGUCAGACCACAAACCAAAAGAAGGAUUCGGUAGGUACUGUCCAAUGUCACUAUCUUGCUUUCUUUUAUGGAUAAAAUCUUGA
Molecule: messenger RNA, 285 nt
Organism: Arabidopsis thaliana (thale cress)
Lineage: Eukaryota; Viridiplantae; Streptophyta; Magnoliopsida; Brassicales; Brassicaceae
Exons: 5
Coding region: 1-285 (94 amino acids)
Source: RefSeq, marked reviewed